This is a messenger RNA of Alternaria atra, 1005 nucleotides long. RefSeq lists its product as uncharacterized. The transcript has 2 exons. Lineage: Eukaryota; Fungi; Ascomycota; Dothideomycetes; Pleosporales; Pleosporaceae. The record is from RefSeq and is a predicted model, not a curated record. The coding region runs from base 1 to 1005 and encodes 334 amino acids.
AUGCCUCAACAGAAGAUUGCACUAACAAGAGACGAAGAAGUAGUGAAAACUCGACACCGCUUGGACCGUACGAUCCUCCACUAUCUUGCAGUCUUGAGGUCUGCCCCAGUGUCUUCACCGGACCUCCGCAUCCACCGCGCUUGCUACGUACUUCGAAGCGUCUUCUAUGCCUACCGCGAAGCUACGUGGAGCAGAUUCUGUGCCAAAAUUUCUCUUCCCACACGGUAUAACGGUCUCACCGUGAUUACUGAGGACUUGAUGAAGCUCGGGUGGAAGAACGGCUGGUUCGCAGAUUUUCCUCAGCAAUACUUUGUCGGCAACCUUAUGGCAAAGGAAAAGGUGCUGGCAAUCACCCCGUGCUAUGAUAUCGGCUUCUUGAAGAAGCUUGUAGAGCAACUGUUCACAGGCCUCGACGUACACAUCGAAGAAGUAAAAGUCCACCUCAAGCCCCUUGUCGAAUGCACCGUCAUCGCCCCAGAGCCCGGGGAAGAGUUCGACAUCGACUCGUACCGUACCCAUUGGUGCAUGCGCGUCACUCUACCAUCCACAGGAAAACAGACUGCUCUCGACAUCUCCGGUACGCAGUACGGUAUCUCCCAUGGUGAUAUGCCAUGGGAGUCGCAACUCGAAUUCUUCGUCGAAGACAUCCAAGCUGUAAAGCCACUGGGCACGCUUGAGGAGUAUGCAGAGGAGAUGGCACAAUUCAAGGAUACCGAAGGCCUCGAGUACAACGUUGCGGCCGGCGCGAUCAAAGCAUGGCAUCAGACUGUCGAUGCGGCGAUGGAGCGGAAGGGAUUGACAUGGGCGGAUGUAUUACAGAAACCGGAAGCAGACUACGAGAGACAUACAAAGAAGAUCUUGAAUGUAGGCACAAAGGCUAUGCAGAAGUAUGUUGCGAUUACAAAGUUGACGAAGAGGAGGCUUAAAGCAGAGAGAUAUGAGGAGAGGCAUGAGGACCAGUUGGAAGGAGAGGCCGAGGAGCUAGAACAGAUGUACUUGGAGUAA